UUGUUCUCGAUUGAGACGCUCUUUCCUGUCAGUGCCCUCUAUGGUUAGCCCAGUAAUCCCACGUUAGGCGGAGCGCACGCUGCUGUGCGAGGCUGGCCCGGUGUCUGGUAUAACGGCCGGGGUGCAGCUUGCCAGGCGGUGACCAUGGCCGGGAGGACCGAGAAGCCCGGGCUGGAGGAGCUGCGCCAGUACCAUGAGAGCGACAAGCAGUGGGCGGCCCGGGAGCAAUUCCUGCGUAAACACCGACACCUCUACCCGGGCCGCAAGCUGGACCAGCUCAUCGCCCUGUCUGUGGUGUGGACCAACAUGGUCUUCAUGGGCAACCGUUAUGGGGAGCAGCUCACUCAAAAGGUUCAUGAAAUGGCUGAAGGAAUUGACCUUGGUGAAAUGCCAUCGUUUGAGCUUGUACCAGGAACCAAAGCAUUGAAAAGGCGAAGAGCUGCAGAUGAUGGUGAGCAGCCUCCAAAGAAGAGUGCUUCUAAGUUUGGUCCGCGGCCUCGUUUUCAGCCAGUGCAUUUUGUUGUCAGCACGGUAGAAGAUGACAAAAAGUUUAUUCCUACCAAAGAUAAUUCGGAUAGGUGUUUUCCAGCUGAAGAUAGUAUUUUAAAUCGUUCAACUUCUCAAAUGGUGCCACAAAGCUCAUAUUCAUUCACUUCAGAUGAGGUCUAUGUAACUGAAGAAGACUGUGAACCAGAACAGAACUCCUCAAAUGUAAAAGAACAAAGCAUACAUGAACCUGGAACCUUCAUGUCGAAAAUAGAGCAGAAUUACACGGCUAAGUAUGAAUCUCAUUAUUCAGAAAUGUCCAAAGACUUUCGCAGCAAUGUGCUAGAUACAUGGACAGAUGUAAACAAACCAGGAAGGAAAGGCUUUGGGUUUGUAAAAACGCCACACAAACCAGGAAGAUGUAUGCAAGGUCAAGGAAACCAUUCUUUACAGAAUUCAGAGAAAUCCACUUUUAUAAAACAGCUUUCAGCUGUUGUGAGACAAAAAAUGGGAGCGUAUCACAAGGAUGAUAAGCACAUAAAUUACACUUGUAUGUUAUCCAGCAGCAUUCAGGAUUGUAAGAAAAACCCAGAGUAUACAUAUGUGUCUCUAAAAGAGAUUCACCCAUUGGACCUCCCGGAAAGCUACAGGCCUCAAAGCAGUGGAUAUGCAUGUGAAGUGAGAUGCCAGGAUAUUUACUUAGCCACCGGGUACUCGGGCAGUAAAAAUGGAGCUAGAGAUAAAGCCGCUAAGAACGCCAUACAGCUGCUACAGAAACCUGUAGAAGUGAUAGCUGUAACACGAAAAUUCGGACAUGCCUACAUAGACGAUUUUGUAGUUUGGUUAACAAACACACCUUUCAAGGAAUUGCCACCUGCCUUAAAACUGCAUAGUGGUACAGAAUUGUCUCCCUUUAAUCAACAAGGAAGUGAUUUGGUAAAAGGAGGAUCCUCAUCCAAAACCUGGUCAGAUUUUAUUCUUACUGAAAAUGCAUGUGAUGCCAUAGGCAUACUGAACAACUCUGCUAGAUUUAACAAAAUGACAGUGGGCUAUACGUACGACGCGGGACCUGGCAAUACGUGGCGAUGCAGUGUGUAUGUUCAAGAUCACUAUGUAGCAGAUGGAUAUGGCACCAAAAAAAGCAGCAAACAUGCUGCAGCGGAAGCUGCUGUCCAAAUUCUCAAGAACCAGCAGUCUAAACUCCAGAAGACUAGCUACACUCAACCUCCCAGCAAUGAAACCGCGGAAUUGAAAGAUAUUAUGAUCUAUGAAAACACCUCAAAUCCAGUUUGUACUUUAAACAAUACUGCCCAGUUCAACAAAGUGACUGUAGAAUACGUAUUUGAAAAAGAGGAAGGCUUGAAUUGGAAGUGCAAGGUGUUCAUGGAGCAGACGUUUUUAGCUGAAGCAGUUGGCAUUAGAAAAGCAGUAAAACAUCUUGCAGCCGAGGAGGCUGUGAAGGCUCUGAAGAAGACUCAGCCUGUGUUGAUUAACAACAUAAAGAAUGGUCCUGUGCAAGAUGCUAUUUCAAGACAACAAAUUCAUGGGUGGUCAAAGAAAGAGGCAUCCAGGCAACAAAUUAAGGAGGAUAACAUUGGCAACCAACUGCUCAGAAAGAUGGGAUGGACAGGUGGAGGCUUGGGGAAAGCAGGGGAAGGAAUAGCUGAGCCGAUAUCUGUUACAGAACAGUUUCACCGGGAAGGGCUGGGUCUCGUAUCAAACAAACACAAAAUAAAUAAGCGUGACCUUGAACAGAUAAUUAGAGUCUAUGCUUCUUCUCAUAACCAGGAUGAUCUAACGUUCUCCAGAGGACUUAGCAACGAAGAACGAAAGCUUAUACAUCAAUUGGCUUUAAGAUUUGGCCUCAAAAGUAGAUCUCAUGGACAGGGUGAGGAAAGAUUCUUGGUUGUAAGCAGAAAAAGAAGUAAACAAGAUCUCUUAAAUGAGUUGCGACGACAAGGGCAGGUUGGAUCUUAUGCACUUGUUCUACCUGAAGAAGAACAUAAUUUGUAAGAAGACUAAGACUAAGACUUCAGUCACUAUCUACAUUUAGUUCUGUGUAAUCGAAGUGCGCAAGAAAACUUCACUUUGCAUUAGUUUGUAAUGGAUCCUAAAUAAAAAAGUUUACUAUGUU
Molecule: messenger RNA, 2620 nt
Organism: Pelobates fuscus (common spadefoot toad)
Lineage: Eukaryota; Metazoa; Chordata; Amphibia; Anura; Pelobatidae
Gene: NKRF
Product: NFKB repressing factor
Exons: 3
Coding region: 145-2499 (784 amino acids)
Cellular component (GO): nucleus
Molecular function (GO): nucleic acid binding
Source: RefSeq, a predicted model, not a curated record